AUGGAGGCCAAAGAACUGAUUGAAAGCCUCAAGGCAGAACUCACUUGCUCCAUCUGUCUGGGCUACUUCACAGACCCAGUGACUGCCCUCAAAUGUGGGCAUAAUUUUUGCAAAGACUGUCUCUUCCAGUGCGGUGAGCAAGCUGAUGCUACACUAACUUGUCCUGAGUGCAGAGCUGUCAUUAGAUACAGUGACAUUGUGCUCAACGAGAACCUGCAGGAUUUGUCCAUCACUGGCAAAGCUCUCAGACAGAAAUUAUUAUUGAGCAUGGCACUUCUGACCACCUGUAAUCAACAUGGAGAAAAAGAAAAACUCUUUUGUGAGCAAGACCAAAAACUAAUUUGUGAGUCCUGUUUAUUUACCCAAGAGCAUGAGGAUCACCAAGACAUUCCCUUGCAAAUGGCUGCUGACAAAUGCAAGAAGAAACUUGAGGAGACAUGGAAUAUGUUACAAGGAAAGAAGGAGGAAUUUAAAAGGGCAAUCGAUGAACUGAGAAUAUCAGAGGCAUAUUUUAAGGGGGACACAGAUGAUUAUAAGGAGUUAAUUAAAUCUGAAUACAGAAAAAUGCAUGAGUUCUUAUGGAAAGAAGAAAAUAAACACAUGCAAAAACUGGACCAGGAAGUACAAGACAAACUGGAAAAAGUCAAGGAGAAUGAAGCCUCUCUGUUUCAACAAAUUCAACAUCUGCAACAAAGGUUAUUAGAAAUAGAGGAGAGUUUGGACAAGGCACCCUUGGAAAUGCUCCAGGAUAUGAAAGGCAUCCUGGCAAGGAAUGAGGAGCUGCUACUUCAAGAACCAGAGAUUAUUUUCCUCACUUAUACAACUUACCCUAUGACUUGUUUAACAGAAAUUCUGAAGAGCUAUGAAACGGAUAUCACACUGGGUCCUGAAACAGACAGUUUUCAUCUUAUUGCACCUGAAGAUUUUAAGCAUUUAAAGUAUGGACAUGACUCACAAGACCAGCCUGACAAGGAAAAAACACUUGACUAUUUUGUUACUGUGUUGGGGGCUCAGACUUUUACCAGUGGAACACACUAUUGGGAAGUAGAUGUGGAAGCUGCUACAGGCUCCAGACCUGUUGUGUUUGCUGCCCACCCCACCCGGCUCAGCCUCGUUGUCACUUCCUGCCUGCAGCCUGUAGCCCAGAUCGUCCUCACCUGA
Molecule: messenger RNA, 1161 nt
Organism: Monodelphis domestica (gray short-tailed opossum)
Lineage: Eukaryota; Metazoa; Chordata; Mammalia; Didelphimorphia; Didelphidae
Source: RefSeq, a predicted model, not a curated record